This is a messenger RNA of Racocetra persica, 378 nucleotides long. Lineage: Eukaryota; Fungi; Glomeromycota; Glomeromycetes; Diversisporales; Gigasporaceae. The record is from the annotation of a GenBank genome assembly.
AAGGAAUUAAAAGCUUUUAUUCAACAACAACUAAUGAGAACAAAAAGACAUUAUACAACCAAAACUAUUGAAAUGGCAACAAAACACAUAUUAGUUGAUGAAUUAAUUGCAGGUGUAGAUGCGGCACUUGAUUUACUAAAAACAUGGUUGGGAAUGUGGAUACAUUUAUCUUUGAGCAUAUGUCGUCUAGGAGGUGACAAUAGAUAUGAAUUUGCUUAUGCAUAUGCCAAAGUCAUCUUGAAAAUGCCAUGGAAUUAUAAUACAACCAAAAUACAAUAUUAUAUUCAAGAACUUGAAUAUAAUAUUGAUUCAGGUACAGAGUUUCAAGACUUUGGCUUAUGUGAAGCACUAAAAGAUCCAGCAUUUUUUGAAGAAUUU